Molecule: messenger RNA, 978 nt
Organism: Rotaria sp. Silwood2
Lineage: Eukaryota; Metazoa; Rotifera; Eurotatoria; Philodinida; Philodinidae
Source: the annotation of a GenBank genome assembly
AUGUCAUCUCAUAAUCGUUCAAAAGCUUCAAAAAGAAAUUCUUCUACUUCACCAAAAACUAGAAAAAGAAAUUCAAAAAAAAAUUCUGUUCAAAUAGAAAUAAAACAUGAACAAGAUUCAAGACCUAGACUUUUUUCAUUGAAUUCUCCUAUUAGAUGUGGUACAAGUGGUUACUCUUAUAAAAGUUGGCAUAUGGGUCCAAAAUAUCAAAAUUAUUAUCCAGAUAAAAAUGAAUUUGAAUAUUAUUGUUGUGAAUUUGAUACUGUCGAAAUAAAUUCAACAUUUUAUCGUAUUCCACAAGAUUCUGCUUUCAAUACUUGGGCUAUAAGAGUUCCUCGACCGUCUUUUCUUUAUACAAUUAAAGCGAAUAAAUUUUUUACUCACAUGAAAAAAUUAAAUAUUGAUGAAGUAUGGAUUGAUCGAUGGCAACAAUUCUGGAAUAAAUGUUUAUUACUUCAAUCACAUCUUGGACCUGUUCUUUUUCAAUUUCCACCUGGAUUUAAAAGAACAUUAACAACAAUAUCACGUUUUCAUGAUUUAGCAAAAGUUUUACCUCAACAUGGAAAAUUUGCUUUUGAAUUUCGAGAUAGUUCAUGGUUUUGUGAUGAAAUUUAUCAAAUUAUGAAUAAAUACAAUUGGUGUUUAUGUGUUAUUGAUUGUGAAAAUUCAAAAAAUUGGUGUGGUGAUUUACCUAAUGGAACACUACCAAUUAAUAUUAAUGAUCAUAAAACUUGUAAUUGGGGUGUCUAUUAUCGUUUUCAUGGUCCAACAGGUCAAUAUACGGGUGUUUAUGGAGAAAAACGAAUGCGUCAAAUAGCUGAAAAUACAACAAAAUAUUUUCUCAAUAAUAAAAAUGAUAAUUCUAUUCAACUUUUCUUCUAUUUCAAUAAUACAGAUAGUGAUUCACCACCAGCUGCUAUACAAGAUUGUCGAUAUCUUGUUCAAGCUUUUAAAGAUCUUAAAAUAAUGACUGAUUAA